This is a messenger RNA of Necator americanus (New World hookworm), 1008 nucleotides long. RefSeq lists its product as uncharacterized. Lineage: Eukaryota; Metazoa; Nematoda; Chromadorea; Rhabditida; Ancylostomatidae. The record is from RefSeq and is a predicted model, not a curated record. The transcript has 8 exons. Gene Ontology annotation, biological process: positive regulation of transcription by RNA polymerase II. Gene Ontology annotation, molecular function: RNA polymerase II cis-regulatory region sequence-specific DNA binding; DNA-binding transcription factor activity, RNA polymerase II-specific. The coding region runs from base 1 to 1008 and encodes 335 amino acids.
AUGCAACUAGCGCUUCUGGACUUUGAAGCCGCGUUCGACUCUCCUCACCGAGGCCGUCUUAUCAAUGCGCUCCGCACCGGUGGAGUACCAGGAAAGUUCGUUCGCUUUCUUGAUGACAUGAAACAACGAACAACUGCUGCAGUUCGAACACCAGCCGGAUGUACAACACCGUUUGAAGUGGUAACUAAAAUAUGCCACAAUGGAGAUCUUUACGCAGAAAUUGAUGUGGCAUACCGGCGUAUGACACGUGGAAUAUAUCAACAUCUUGCACCGCCAUCGAAAGUGGCUAAAAAGAUCGAGAAGGUGGAGCAGAGCUGUAUUCAAGGACGGCACACCUCGGCGAAGAUGCGGGUAAUCGCGUCAGGCAAUGACAUCAGCCCGCCGAUUAAGUCAAUGAUCUCACCUUAUGAUCAUCCACUCGAAAUUAAACAAGAUUCUCUGGAGAAGAGACAUGAGAAGGAAUCGAAGAAACAACGUCGCAAUCGAACCACGUUCACCACUUUUCAACUCCACGAACUCGAACAAGCGUUCGAACAAAGCCACUAUCCAGAUGUUUAUGCUCGUGAACAACUCGCCAACAAAGUAAAACUACCCGAAGUCCGCGUACAGGUAUGGUUCCAAAAUCGACGAGCAAAAUUCCGACGACAAGAGAAGCAGGAUAAUCCAAUCGUUGAGAUGCCAUCGGUGAAACAUGGACAAAUCCCUUCGUGGUCCUGGAUGGCGCAACAGUCCAACACCAACACUAACGAAGAAUUCCCGCCCUCUUUCCCGUCAUUCGACCAGAAACCAUUCUUUGCCGAUCUUAAACCGUCAUUUAUGAGCUAUAUGCCAUAUCAACCGUUUCCUAGUGGAGGCUUUGGUGCAGGACUCGCCCCAGUUGGUCUGCCGAACAGUCUCCCAACGCCUACCGGUUUCCACCAAAAUCCGCCAACGUUUCAAGUGCUACCGUAUCCGAACGAGAAUCAUCAGUUAGAACACAAUCUAGAUUCGUUCCCUAAUUUGGUGUGA